CUUUAUUUAGUUUUGUUAAUAACAGAAUCGGUAAUAUAACUUAUUAUUUUAUGCGGGUUUUUAUUAAUUUAUAUGUCCGCGAAUGGGAGGAAACAGGAACAAGUGGAGAGGAGCAAGUUUCAGAGAGCAAAUUUCUCGGCCUUCAUGAGCAAGCCCGUGUUGAAGACUCUAGGCGUGGCCUACGGUCUAAUGUUUGCCCAACAAUUCAGCGGCAUUAACGCUAUAAUAUUCUACGGUUUAACGAUCCUCGAGGCGACGGGCGUCGGCAUGGAGUCGCAACUGGAACUGGUCAUAUUCGGCAUCGUCCAGGUGGUAGCUUGCGUGGCGGCGGCACUGUUGACCGACAAGGUUAUACUUUGAUAGGUUUAGUGUGAUGUCGAAUCAUGAUGUUUC
Molecule: messenger RNA, 393 nt
Organism: Monomorium pharaonis (pharaoh ant)
Lineage: Eukaryota; Metazoa; Arthropoda; Insecta; Hymenoptera; Formicidae
Product: facilitated trehalose transporter Tret1-2 homolog
Exons: 1
Coding region: 73-360 (95 amino acids)
Biological process (GO): transmembrane transport
Cellular component (GO): membrane
Molecular function (GO): transmembrane transporter activity
Source: RefSeq, a predicted model, not a curated record